GACCCAUCACUAUGGCCGGUGAUACCAGCGCUGCCAUCGUACGGGCGCGGCAGGGAGAUGCCCGGGCCGCGCUACAGCAGUCUGCUGCACUGCCACAACCUCACAGACGUCGUCAUCACCGGUGCGUGUGUGCGCGUGCAGCACACGGCUGUAGCGCAGCCUGAUCACCGCGUGCUACAGCUCACCGCGUGCUACGGCUCACCGCGUGCUACAGCUCACCGCGUGCUACAGCUCACUGUGUGCUACAGCUCUCCGCGUGCUACAGCAGUCUGCUGCACUACCAUAACCUCACCGACGUCGUUAUCACCGGUGCGUGCGUGUGUGCCCCCGUGCAUGUGCGACCACGGGGUGAUCGACGGGGGAGGGGCAGCGUGGUGGGAGAGGAAGCGCGGGGGGGUGCUGCAGCACUCGAGGGGGGCGGUGGUGGAGGCGCUGUGGAGCUCUGCUGUCACCGUCGCCAAUGUCACUCUCGCUAAUGCCCCUGCCUGGGCACUGCACCCCGUCUACUGCACUCACGUGCAGGUGUUCAACGUGACUAUCACCGCGCCUCCUGACUCACCCAACACCAUCGGGAUUGUCAUCGACUCCAGUGAGGAUGUGCUUAUAGAGGGCGUGACAGUGACCACAGGGGGGGGCGGCAUCAGCAUAAAGAGCGGGUGGGACGAGUACGGGCUGGCGUUCGCCCGCCCCUCCCACACCGUCACCAUCCAGCACUCCCACAUCCAGACGCCGCUCGCCGCCGCCCUCUCCAUCGGCAGCGAGAUGUCGGGCGGCGUGCACUCGCUUCGCUGUCGCCACCUGUCAGUCUCCCACUCGCGCGCUGCCUUCCACCUGCGCACCGCGCCCGGGCGGGGAGGGUACAUCCGAGACGUGCUUGUGGAGAACGUGACUAUGCUGAAUGUGACUGUAGCACUCGCAUUCCUCCCCACGUGCCGCAGCCACCCAGAUGACCGCUUUGACCCGUCGGCACUGCCGCGCGUGGCCAACAUCUCCUUUGCUUCCAUCUCCGGCUCUCUCAUCUCCCAAGCCGGUAGCCUCAUCGGCCUGCCUGCAGCCCCCUUUAAAGGUGUCUCGUUAUCGGAUAUUAACCUGCAGCUGGUGGAGGGUGGGAAGGGCUUUAAGUGCCAGGAUGUGGAAGGGCGUGCGCGGAAUGUGUCCCCUGCAAUCUGCCCCGAGUUGUCCCCUUCAGAAGCUGACCCACUAAAGUGUAGAGGAUGUUCUUCUGUCAGGGAGCUUCAUCAACGGUAA
Messenger RNA from Closterium sp. Naga37s-1, 1248 nucleotides. NCBI's taxonomy places the organism in Eukaryota, Viridiplantae, Streptophyta, Zygnematophyceae, Desmidiales, Closteriaceae. The record is from the annotation of a GenBank genome assembly.